AUGUUCGAUAGAGUGCACGGGCGUAUUUCUGUUUCCAAUUUCGAGGGCUCGAUUGGAUUGGGACGUCAAAUGGAGGAUCGACCAAGUGCAAUCAAAGUAACUGAUAAGCAACUCCAGAUGAUAUCUAGAGUUCCGCGAGUAUUUGGCGAUUUGACAAACGUCACACUGGCAGUAUCUUCCGGUGGUAGUGUGCAGUUUGGGGUGAAAAUCGUCCUGAUGUAG
Molecule: messenger RNA, 222 nt
Organism: Penicillium waksmanii
Lineage: Eukaryota; Fungi; Ascomycota; Eurotiomycetes; Eurotiales; Aspergillaceae
Exons: 1
Coding region: 1-222 (73 amino acids)
Source: RefSeq, a predicted model, not a curated record